This is a messenger RNA of Linum trigynum, 3863 nucleotides long. Lineage: Eukaryota; Viridiplantae; Streptophyta; Magnoliopsida; Malpighiales; Linaceae. The record is from the annotation of a GenBank genome assembly.
CCCCAUCCGAAGUGUCCGGCGGGAAGUGCUGGAAUCAAACCUCCAUUGCUUGAGAGAUUUCCAAAAAGGCUAAGGCGGUCUGGUUGAAACUCAUCCCUGCUCAGCAAUAUUCUCAUUUCUUCAGCCUCAGUUACGAAAAUUGGCUACAGGAGAACAUCUCUAAUGAAGAAUAAGGUGACUGGACGGGUGAUUGGACGAGCUAUUUCAUCCUCAUAACCUGAUAUCUCUGGAAAUGCAUAAAUGAUAAGUGUUUUCAAAAGAAAGAAGUUGUCUCCCUUAUCACUCCACAAUUAUGUCACUGCAAAGGCUAGAGAAUGGAGCAAAGCCUGGAGUGAGGGAUAGUUAGAAGCAAAUGCUCAUGUCCAACAUACAAGAACUAAAGCGUUGGUUUCCUGAAAUGCUCUAGGCUCCAGCCACAUAGUGGUGGAAAAUGAAUACCGACGAGGCUGCUCAAGGCAGUUGGAGAAUCGCCUCCGCUGACGGAGUGCUUCAUGAUUCUCAGGGUAUGUGUCUGGCGGUUUUUACAGCAAGAUGGAAAAUGGUACCGCCAUUACGACUGAACUCUGGGAGAUUCUUCAUGGACUUCAAUUGUCUUGGAGGAAAGGAAUCAGAUUCCUCAUCCUCGAGUCGGAUUCCCCGCUCGCUUUGGAUUUGAUCAAGAACAGGACGGAUGCAGCUCACCCACAUGCCACCAUUCUUGGUUCGAUACGUCAUCUUUUGGCUCGAGGCUGGGUGGUUCAGCUGGCUCAUACGUACCAAGAAGGGAAUAGAGUCGCGAAUUGGCUCUCGAAACACAGUCUCGUCUAUCCCCUUCGAUAUGUAUGAGUUAGAUGAACCUCGAGAGGACUUAAAGAAAAUUCUACAGGAGGACCUUUUGGGAGUGAUCUUCCCUCGACAGGUGCUGCAAAGGAUCAGUAGUGAUAGUUGAUUUAUUUGGUUUGAGCUUUGCUAGUUGUUUCUCUUUAUCGCCCUUGUGUGCUUUUGGGAUUUCUCUAAUUCUGGUGGCCUUGUAGCCCCUCUCUAAUGCUAGCGUCUGCCUCCCCUUUAAAUAAAUAAAAAAAAUUAAGACAUUAAAUACUUUGUUGGGGUUAAAACGUUUGAUUAAGGCAUUAAUUUGUUCUAUUCUCAUACAGUGUCUAUCAAAGACUAUAUCACAAAACUUUGCAAUAAAUGAAGUUUGACUGCCUGUUUGAGUGGUAAACUAGCUUAUCACCACAGUAAACAAAAAAAAAGUCAAAAUUUGUAUAAGAUUGAAUGUGACAGAACUGUGCAAUAAGGUAGUUGCCGGGCCGGGGGGGGGGGGGGGGGGGGGGGGAAUUUUCUUGUUGGACUAUCCUCACUUGCAGAGACGAAAUUGGAAUGUUCAUUGUCGACUUCGUCUUGUUCGUUGUCAAAGAAGGUGCUGAUGAGGGGUACACAACAACACAGUAGCAGAAACAACAGAAAGGGAAAUGAGUAGUAAACAACAUUCUAUGCCAGAAGAGAGACGCAAAACACAUUCACAUUAGAAGCUCGGUUGAUGGACCUAAAUUUGGAAUCGAAUAUCCAAACAUUCCUCAUCACAAACAUGGUUGCAAAGAACAGCUCAAGUGAAGUCUUGUAGUUGUUUAUCAAGUGGGUGCAUCUGUAAACAGUGCUACUGUGUCAUAGAAAAUGAAGGGGGGGGGGGGGGAUUUCUGCCAGGAAUUAAAACAAAAGUAACUAAGGGAAAACGAAGACUUAAGAAAGGGUUUUGAAAAAGGAAUUUAAUUUCACCUGGAUUCUUCGUUGAUUCUCUGCUGCUCAAGAUCGGGAAGUGAGAAGUCUUCCUCUCCAUGAGAGCCGUAGAGUUGUCUGAAUUGGUUGUAGAGCAACUGCAGGUUGAGCGCGCAUCCAAUAUCAUAACCAACGAUCCAAAUUCUCAUUGGCCAGACGGGCUUCUUUGUUUUUGCAAUAGGCGAAGUGAAACCACUCACGGCGAGCUGAAUGGUAAACUAGCUUUAACCAAUAAUUUGCAUUGAUGUGGAAAAUUGCCCCAAAAAUUAUUAUAAUGAUUUGUAUACCUAGAUUUCUUCUCAUAAGCAAAAACAAGCAAACAACAGAGUAGUUACAAAUGGCUACUAUUGAGCUCCUUUAUGUAUACACACAAGCCAACCUUUUAGCUAACCAACUCUCUCAUUUUUUUAACCAAUCUUCACUCCUCUCUUCACCAAAAUGGCAUACAAAACUUAAUAUCAACAGACGAAUUAAGAUACAUAAAAGAAAGAAAGGAAAAAAAAUUUACAAGAUUCAAUGCAAGAGAACUCAUAUCAUAAUGAAGAUUGAAGAACAUGGAAGGAAGAAUGAAGCAAAAUGAGGGAAGCUUCAAUGAUCUAUCAUCUCCUUGGUUUUUGUUUGCAGAGAGGGCAGAAUGAUAUGAUCCUCAACCACUUAUCCACACAUUUCAAAUGAAACCUUUGUGGACAUGACAACUGUCUUACUUCCUCCUUAUCUUUGUAUUUGGCUAGGCAAAUGCAGCAUUCCUAAUUAUCACUACAGUAAGUAAAAAGAAAGUCAAGAUUUGUAUAAGAUUAAAUGUGACAGAGCUGCCUUACUUCCUCAUUUGCAGGGGCUGAAUUGGAAUGUUCAUUGUCGACUCCGUCUUGUUCAUUGACAUUUACAACUUUGUAAUUCCAAGUUGGGAGGCAGGAAAUUGGUUGUCGUAGGCACCUCUGUUUGAAGAGCCCAUAUUCAUGUUGUAGCCAAGAAAGGAGGUGAUGAGGGGUACACAGUAGCAGAAAGCCAGAAACAACAUAAAGGAACUGAGUAGCAGACUGAUUCCAUGCCAGGAGAGAGACGCAGAGCACAUUGAGAUUCAAAGCUCGAUUGAUGGACCCGAAUCUAGAAUCAAAUAUCCAGUUGUUCCCCAUCAAAAACUAGAUUGCAAAAAAUAACUCAAGUGAAGUCCGACAUUUGUUAAUCAAAUGGGUGCAUCUGGAAACAGUGUUAUUGUUUCAUACAAAAAGGGGCAGGUUCUUGCCAGGAAUCAGAAAAAAGAAACUACGGGAAAAUGAAAACUUGAGAAAAGGUUUUGAAUAACGAAUUUAAUUUCACCUCGAUUCAUCGCUAUUUCUCUGCUGCUCAAGAUUGGUAAGCGGGAAGCCUUCCUCUCCAUAAGAGUCGUAGAGUCAUCUGAAUCGGCCGUAGAGCAGCAGCAGCAAGCUGUGUGUGCAGCCAAUAUCAUAACCAACAAUCCAAAUUCUCAUUGACCAGACAAGACAGGCUUCUCUGUUUUUGCAACUACCAAAGUGAGUUGAAUCGUAAACUAACUGCCACCCAAUGAUUUGAAUUAUUGUGGGAAAUUGCCCCAAAAUUUUAUCAUCAUCAUUUGUAUACCUAGAUUUCUUCUCAUUAGAAAAUACCAGCAAACAAGCGGAGUAGUUACAAAUGGCUACUGUUGAGCUCCUUUCUGUAUACACGCAAUCCAAGCUUUUAGCUGGCCAACUCUCACUCUCGUAACCAAGCUCUCAUCUUCAACUAAAAGGCAUACAAAACUUAUAUCAACAAUUGAAUUAAGAGACAUAAAAGAACGAAAGGAAAAAUAUUUAUACGAUUAAAUACAAGAGAACUCAUAUAAUAAUGAAGAUUGAAGAACAUAAAAGGAAGGAAGCAUGAACUGAGGGAAUCUUCAAUUAUCAUCUCCUCAGUUCUUGUUUGCAGAGAGACAAACAUGAUAUGAUCCUCAACCACUGAUCCACACAUUUCAAAUAAAACAUAUGUAGACAUGACAGCUGACUUACUUCCUCUUUGUAUUUGGCUAUGCAACAUUCCAAAUUAUCACCACAGUAAUAAAGAAAAAGUCAAAAUUUGUACAAGAUUGAAUGUAACAAAACUGUGCAAUAAGG